CUGAAUUUUGUGGUAUAAGAUUUAAGCUGAAAAACCAAUUGUAGAUGUAUUGUUACUGCUUUGUAAAAGACCUGACAUGUUGCUUACUUCCCAUGCUUAUUUUGCCAAUAUCUGAUUAUUCAUACAUACAGACACAUACAAUAUGUUCACGUAAUUUGAAUACAAAAUAUAUUGUUUUAACCCUUUCUUUAAUUUUGUUAAUUUAGGGAUUCUGACGCUUGUUCUGCAAUAUCCUCGAUAGGGUCAGGAAAACCUUCCAUGUAAGUUGAUCUCGGAUUUAUUUUUGUGUGAGUGAUAUAUCAUAAGAAGUUAUGUGCCAAUUUGUUUCUUUGUAAGCAGAUCAUGAUUGAUAGGCCUUUACUCAAAGCUAAUACUUUUAUAUGAAACUUGCACUUAUUAUCUACAUAGAUCUACAUGUAUUUGGAUGAAACAGGUAAAGUUAAGAUUUGCAUGACAUGGCAGUGUGAUUGGAAGUUUUAAAAUUGUGUGUCAUGCCUAACGUUGUAAUAAUUACUGUUGCAAGCUUUAUACCAGUACCCUAUUUUUUUUAGGUGACACAACAUUUGUUUCAGUGACUGAUAUAGGGUGAGGGUUGCAAUAGGGUUUUAUGUUAGGUUAAGAGUUAUACUUCGGGUUUGGUUCAGGAUGGAUAUACCGGUAGUGUUAAAGGUAAAUGCUUGUUGUGGUAACGAUAUCAAAAUGAGUUCGUACAGAAUCCAAUGAAAUGACCACCAAAGUGUCUGUUUGUAUAAAUAAAACGUACAUGCCAAAGGAUUCUGGAAGAAAUUGUGUAAUUGCUGAGAAAUCAGCAAAUAAGCACAGGAUUCGGGUAGAGCGUUGGGCCCGACAUUCGAAGCCAUAAUUAUAAACUACCCCAUGUGCGCUUAUCCGUGUUGGGGAUCUUCAGUCUGAACAUUUUUCAGCGUAAAUUUCAAGAUUUCACAAAGUUCAGUUAUGUAACUGUACCAGAUCUAGAUCCUCGAUAUCAUACUGACAAUUAAUCCUUGUUUUUCAGACUUUCUCAUGAAAUCAGUUUUUACUGCAACUACUGGAAUUUCUCUUUUUGAAUCUAGGGUUGCAGUUGGUCCUUUUAUUAAUUUGUGGAAUUUGCCACAGAGCAAUUGUUGUUUGAGCAAACAUCAUGUAACCAAAAGGGAUGGGACAUAGUUUGUAUUUAGAUGUUAACAUCAACAUUGGUUUUACAGAAAUACAUGUCAUUGUUACUAUAAAUAAACUAUUUUAGCUUGUUAAUAACCUUUGUUUAGAAAUGGUAUAUGCCUUUACAUUAAAAUAACAUGGUCUUACUAAUUUCAUGUUCUGCUAUCCACCUUUGUAGAUCAUCAAGUCACAGUAUACCAGCUGCAAGUGAUUCCGACAUGUUUGACAUCAGCGUUAGUUAUUAUGAGAAGGGGGACUUCGUCUACCCAAAAGAGGAUGUGCUGGAUGAAGAAUCCGAUUCUGACUAUGAGGACCCCGAGCUUACAUUGCGGCUUCAAAUUGGAGAGGAUUGUAAAGGACUGACAGAGGUUGGGGAAGAGGAGCAUGAGAUGGGGGAGGAGAUUGAGCUUGAGGAGACCCCACAGGAGGCACAGUUUACAAGGUCUGGUCUACACCAGAAGUCAACAGCCCAAGAAGCGGAAGACGCCAAAUUGUUCGUCAUCUCUGAAAAUAGGCUGUUAGAUACAGCUAGCAAAGCAAUAUCGAAGUGCACCCAGUGUGCAUCAAAUCAGCGUCCAUCCUAUGUCAUAUCUUCCAGUCACUAACAUUUAAGAUAGUGAAUCAACAAAAAUGUUAAAAUUGAGAAUUUCCAUGCAAUAACAUGGGGGGUGUUUCACAAAGAGUUACGCAUGACUUAAAGUCCUGCUUAAGUACCCAAAUCAUGUGUAAACCUAGGUCAUGCGUAAAGUUUUUGAUUUCUUAAGUUUGGUUUCACAAAGGUUAAGACAUGCGUAAACUGGGCAAAAUCAUGCUUAAAGAUACGCAUGGUCCAGUGUCAUGCGUAUCUUCACUAAGUCAUGCGUAGAGGAUGUCCAUGGUUACAAGCAGGAUCAUCAUGGCUGCCUUUGAUGUAGAGCUUCAGCAGCAGGCUGGGAGGGCUUUGAGGAGGGAGAGGGUGUUCCGGGACCGGACCAACCCGCUGGACCAGUACUCUGAUGUAGAGUUGCACAAAAGGUACCGGUUUAGUCGUCGAGGAUGUCUGCACUUGAUAGAUCUUCUGCAGGAGAGCCUGGAGCAUCCUACCAACAGGUUGAAGGCACUGCCUGCCUCCCUGCAGGUCUUCGUGGCCCUCUCUUUCUUCGCAACAG
Molecule: messenger RNA, 2306 nt
Organism: Lytechinus variegatus (green sea urchin)
Lineage: Eukaryota; Metazoa; Echinodermata; Echinoidea; Temnopleuroida; Toxopneustidae
Exons: 3
Coding region: 1296-1763 (155 amino acids)
Source: RefSeq, a predicted model, not a curated record